GCCGAGUGUAAAGCUAGCACUUCUCCAGUGAACACAGAGACACAUUUCACUGAGAACCUGAGCUCAAGAUAACAACCCAUCUCUGUACUUUACAGACUGAAAAAAUGAGAACUGCAGUGUGUACCAUCUUUCUCUUUCUGAGCCUAUAUCAAGGCGAGGCACUAAAGUGUAACUACUGUUUCUCAAAGGGGGGUAGUCUCUGCACCCCGACCAGCAUCCAGACCUGUUCAGGAUCAACUAAUGCUUGUGGUGCUGUCAUAUUCCAAGACCCACUGAACUCUUCGUUCCGUCAGUGCAUGAACAUGGCGGUGUGUCAGGGCUACAUCACAACACCUGGCGUGAUUGCCAGCUGCUGCAGCACCGACCUCUGCAACUGAGCCUCUUCUCCUUAGCCUGUGACCACAUGGUCUUUGAUCAUAGUUUCUUCAAACUGUAGUCUGUUGGCUUCAUAUUGCUGUUAUUCUGCUGCACACAAAUCUAAGUCUGUUUGAAUUGUUUCAAUGAAAUUAAAAGGUUGAAUGGUA
Messenger RNA from Morone saxatilis (striped sea-bass), 524 nucleotides. Its product is annotated as lymphocyte antigen 6D-like. The record is from RefSeq and is a predicted model, not a curated record. The transcript is spliced from 4 exons. The coding region runs from base 105 to 377 and encodes 90 amino acids. Lineage: Eukaryota; Metazoa; Chordata; Actinopteri; Moronidae.